AUGGCCAGGACGUCUAUCUUGAGCCUGCGCGAGGGCAACUCGAAUGAAGUCACGGCCGGAAAAGUUUUACAACAGCGUCGCGUCCAGCUCACGAACAGCCUAUCGCCGCUUGAAAAGGUCUCAGAGGCUCGCGAAUGGCUCAGUCAGGAGUUACGGGAGAGCGUCAUUGUGCUGAGUGCAAGUAAUUCUAGCUCGAUGAGCAGCGGGGCCUGGGAUCCUCGAAGUGAUAACCACAUCGUCAUCGCGGCCAUCGCAGGAGAGGAGAAACGACGACAAGAACAGCUCGUUGCUGCAGGACACACCCCGAAAAGCCAAAGAGAUAGCCAGCCAGAUGAUAGUACUGACAGGGUCCCCGACAGGAGCAAGACUACCAAGAGGUCUCCAGUCCAGAUUACGCCUUCGAGAAACGGUUCACAAGCGCCCCUGUCCCCAUUCUCUGAAUAUGUUGCCAUUCAAGUUGGCGAACGUCUCUUCCAGACGACUCGCACAACGCUCCGAAAGUCACCUCUCCUCCGCAACCUCAUCUCGCAGCAUGUCGCUUCGCGUACAAAUCCCCUAUUCCUCGAUACCGACCCUGCUACAUUCGCCGACCUACUCGCCUACUUCCGCACAGCCCUAUACCCGCUCUUCUGGUCUGCCUCAGCAGGCCACAAUCUUCCACGCUAUGCAUCUCUGCACGCCGCAGCUCGUUAUUUCCGCGUCAGGGAUCUCGAGUCGUGGCUAGCGCGCAAGGCUUACCUCUCUGUCGUAACUGUCGACGUCCGCCUCCGCAAGGCUGAGGCGCUCGGCCGCCAGCCCUUUCACAGGCAGCAUAUCCUCCAGGGCCACCAGACUCUCACCGUCAGGGCGGCAGUUGCGGGCCGCGAGGUUGUGUGGACGUGCCCCGCUGGGAACGGUGAGCAUGAUGGAGACUCCCUCAUGUGCGAGGUUGAGGGCUGCUGUGGGAGCAUGAUGACGAACAGUGCCAAAGAUCGCCCUGAGCAGAGGGUUCUGAUGGAUGUGGUGAAGAUCAUCACGGAAGAGAGAACGUAUAGUGUGGACGAGAAGAUGCUGUGGUCUUGGGAGGACGAAGGUGAACGAGGGCAGUAA
This is a messenger RNA of Verticillium dahliae VdLs.17, 1089 nucleotides long. RefSeq lists its product as uncharacterized. The record is from RefSeq and is a predicted model, not a curated record. The transcript has 2 exons. Bases 1 to 1089 code for a protein of 362 amino acids. NCBI's taxonomy places the organism in Eukaryota, Fungi, Ascomycota, Sordariomycetes, Glomerellales, Plectosphaerellaceae.